Ceratina calcarata is the source of this 2706-nucleotide messenger RNA. It is a transcript of the gene path, whose product is annotated as solute carrier family 36 member pathetic. Lineage: Eukaryota; Metazoa; Arthropoda; Insecta; Hymenoptera; Apidae. Gene Ontology annotation, cellular component: vacuolar membrane. The transcript is spliced from 10 exons. The record is from RefSeq and is a predicted model, not a curated record. Gene Ontology annotation, molecular function: L-amino acid transmembrane transporter activity. Bases 368 to 1777 code for a protein of 469 amino acids. Gene Ontology annotation, biological process: amino acid transmembrane transport.
UCCCGUUUAUUCUUGUCUGGACGGUAGUCUCGGUAGUCUCGUUCGGUCCGUGAUCGCGAUACAUUACGCGGGUACCGCCGGUACUCGUACCACGAGUCACUUUGUGAGACAAAUUCGCGUCCUGGUUCUCGCAUUUGCGUCGACGAUAAAUCCGUGGAUCCCCGUGACAUCGUGCGUCCGUACCGGCGUUUGCCAGAAAUGAAGUAACGUUGAGCUACGGGAUCCACGCGCCACGCGGCUCCUUCUAUACACCAUAAAAUCCCAUCAGAGUGACACUUUCUGUGACAAACGACAGAUAACUUACGCUGGAAUAAAUAAUCACGAGUAAAUUGCACGUAGAUAAUCAAGUUGGUCGACACCUAUCAAAAUGGAUAACAAAGCCCCAACUGAACUGGAAACCUUCUUGCCCCAAGAUGGGUCGAAUAUGAAAGAUGGUGUAUUAACAAAAUAUAAAGUGCAAGUCGCUCCGCGAGAUAUGGAAGCCGGACAAGUCGAUGGAAAAAGUUUCGAUCCCUUCACAGAACGAAGAGUAGAUAACCCAACGACGGAUUGUGACACAUUGACGCAUUUAUUGAAAGCUUCCCUUGGAACGGGUAUAUUAUCCAUGCCGAUAGCUUUCAAGAAUGCCGGCCUCCUUCUCGGUGUACUUGCUACGAUUCUAGUGGCAUUCGUAUGCACGCACUGCGCGUAUAUUUUGAUAAAAUGUGCACAUAUAUUAUACCACAAAACGAGGCGUACGGAGAUGAGCUUCGCGGAUGUAGCGGAAGUUGCAUUCGCUACGGGGCCAAAAUGGGCCAGAAGGUUCUCAAAACCAAUUAGGUACCUUAUACAAAUUAGUUUAUUCGCAACGUACUUCGGCACCUGCAGUGUGUACACGGUUAUCGUUGCCGCGAAUUUUAACCAAAUCAUCGAACAUUACAAGGAUGAAGGAUCCGGCGAAUUCAGUAUCCGAUUGAUGACUGCUAUCUUAUUAGUGCCUAUGAUACUGCUCAGCUGGAUACCGAAUCUGAAGUAUCUCGCGCCCGUUUCCAUGGUGGCCAAUAUAUUCAUGGGAACCGGUUUAGGAAUCACGUUCUAUUAUUUAGUUAUGGAUAUCCCAUCGAUCACCUCUCUACCCUUGAUCGCCCCCAUCGAGGAUUUCCCACGGUUCUUCAGCAUUACGAUUUUUGCAAUGGAAGCAAUAGGCGUCGUAAUGCCACUGGAGAAUAAUAUGAAAACGCCGCAACACAUGAUCGGUAUCUGCGGCGUUCUGAACAAAGGAAUGUCCGGGGUUACGCUGAUAUACAUUUUACUCGGAUUCUUAGGAUACCUAAGAUACCAAAAUGAUACCAUGGACAGUAUAACUUUAAACUUACCCACCGAAGAAAUACCGGCUCAAGUUGUCAAAAUCUUAAUUGCUCUAGCUGUUUAUUGUACGUUUGGAUUACAAUUCUACGUGUGUCUCGACAUCGCGUGGAACGGUAUAAAAGAUCGGUUCCAGAAAAAGCCGGUGUUGGUAAAUUAUAUUUUAAGAACGGUCAUGGUUUCGGGCGCAGUUUUAUUGGCGGUCAUUGUCCCAACCAUCGAACCGUUUAUUGGGCUGAUCGGGGCAUUUUGUUUUUCGAUACUGGGUCUUUUAAUCCCUGUAUUCAUUGAAACGGUGACGUACUGGGAGGUUGGAUUCGGGCCAGGAAACUGGGUAGCAUUGAAAAACAUAAUUAUAUGCGUCAUCGGCAUUAUGGCUUUAAUAUUUGGAUCUCGCAGCGCGUUUAUACAAAUCGCCGCGCUGUAUACCUAAGAGAAUUUGUUUUUUAUCUGCAUAGAUCUGUAGAUUUUCGAGGCUGUUCAACAUUUUCUAAUAGUUCUAUUAUUUUACGACAAUCACGGGAAUCAAAACAGUAUGUAAAGAUCGAGACGCUGACUUAUUUUGUAAAACGUAUACGAUCAAUGGAGAAUCGUAUCAAAAUUUAGAUACAACACAAACCUACGCUUACGAGAGGGGUCUAGUAAUGUACUCACGUAGAUUAUUUACGUGGGCAACAAUCGACGAACAAAUCUUGGGAAGUCGACAUUCAGUAUAGUUGAAAUAGUAUACGCACAAAUAGUUUGUACGAUAAGAAGAGUAAUAAUGGGGAAGGUUAUAUGAAAAGAUUUAAUCGUUAUCAGGUGGCUAACGAGAGCAAACCUAAUAGUAAACUUCGUUCCUAAAACUUAAGACAUAAGAAAGUCUAUUUAAUUCGUAGGAAAGAAUAGACUGAGAAAAACUGACAGUAUUUAUAGGAAAUAUUUUACAUCGGAAGAAUAUACUGCAAUUUUAAUCUUAUACUGAUCUUGAUACAUGCUAUUUAUCGAAUGGAGCAGGCACUUUCAAUUUUAGUCAGUCCUUUUAUAAACACGAACGCGCAUUAUUUGGAAUACAAUUUUUAUACAUUAUUAACAAUCAAAUCUUAAAGUAUAACCUUCGUUUUUUUAACUUAAUAUAAGUUAUCGUCAUAGUAAGGUUUGUUGUAAUAUUUGAAACAUCUAUGAGCAGAUCUUUUAAAUACAUACAUAAACGUGUAUGAAGUUCAAGUUGCCGUUCAAUGUUUCACGUGUAUGGUGAACAGUGCGAGAAAUGUUUCAUUCAUCUAUGCUGCAUUUAAUAUCAGUGUAUAAUUGAAAAAAAAAUGAAACGAGCAAUUUUUGCUUAUCGAACUCUUGUUAUAAAUUAAAGAACUUUUUAUACAA